AUGGAUUCUACCAAACCAGCCAACCAUGUCUCGGAGCGCACGCCUCUGCUCAACGGCGAGGGCGGCUCCAACGGCAACGACACCGCCGGCCGCACCCAUCACCACCCUCCGACUAGCGGCUCAAACCUCAAGCACUUCUUGAUCAAUAAGCGCUACACGCCCGGCACCGACCACGGCAGCAUCGCCGUGCGCAGCGCCGCCAACGUCUGGCACAUCACCAAGGUGACUCUUCUCAGCAACUACGUCAACUUCCUCCUUAUCAUGGUCCCCCUCGGAAUCGCAGCCGGCAAGCUCAAGUGGAGCGCCACCGCCAUCUUCACCAUCAACUUCUUUGCCAUCAUCCCCCUCGCCGCCGUCUUGUCCUUUGCCACAGAGGAAAUCUCCGAGAAGCUCGGCGACGCCCUAGGAGGCCUGCUCAAUGCCACCUUUGGCAACGCCGUGGAGCUAAUUGUUAGCAUAGUGGCACUCCGCGACGGCCAGAUUGAAGUCGUCCAGUCGUCGAUGCUCGGUUCCAUCCUUUCCAACUUACUGCUCGUCAUGGGCAUGUGCUUCCUCUUUGGCGGCCUUGUUCACCGUGGUACCAACCACAACGGCAGCGAGCAGGUUUUCUCGGCUGCUGUCGCCCAGACUACCUGCUCUCUCAUGACACUUUCCUCGGCUUCGCUCGUCCUUCCCGCUGCUCUCUAUGCUGUUAUGGAUCACAACGGUUCCAACGCCAAGCGCGAAUCCAUCCUCGUCUUCUCCCGCGGCACCGCCAUCAUUCUGCUCCUCCUCUACGUCCUCUACCUCAUCUUUCAGCUGCGCACCCACAGCAACCUCUUUGACCCUGAAUCUCAGGCCGAUACUUCCGCUGCAGCCGCCGACGACGAUGACACCACGCAGACGCCCGAGAUCGAGGCCGCCGCUCCUGCGCACCAGCAACCCGCUAUGGGCCCCAUUGCCGCCCUUGCUGUUCUGGUCGUCACCACCGUCCUGGUUGCCAUUUGCGCCGACUACCUCGUCGGCAGCAUCGACGACAUUGUCGCCUCCACAAACAUGAGCAAGGCUUUCAUCGGUCUGAUCCUCCUCCCCAUUGUCGGCAACGCCGCCGAGCACGUCACGGCUGUUGUUGUCGCCGUGCGCAACAAGAUGGACCUCGCUAUGGGUGUGGCCAUUGGCUCUAGCAUCCAGAUUGCUCUUGGCGUCACUCCGUUCCUCGUCAUUGUUGGCUGGAUCAUGGACAAGGACAUGACGCUGCGCUUCGAGCUUUUCCAAACUGUUUCGUUUGCCGUUUCAGUUCUCGUUGUCACAUACACUGUUCAGGACGGCAAGUCCAACUACCUCGAAGGCGCCAUGUUGAUUGGUCUCUACACAAUAAUCGCCGUCGCCUUUUAUGCUACCCCCGGCGACGCCAUGGACAGCGCCAAGGCCCUCAUCUUUGGCAACUAA
This is a messenger RNA of Beauveria bassiana ARSEF 2860, 1428 nucleotides long. Its product is annotated as calcium/proton exchanger. The coding region runs from base 1 to 1428 and encodes 475 amino acids. Gene Ontology annotation, cellular component: fungal-type vacuole membrane. The record is from RefSeq and is a predicted model, not a curated record. NCBI's taxonomy places the organism in Eukaryota, Fungi, Ascomycota, Sordariomycetes, Hypocreales, Cordycipitaceae. The transcript is spliced from 5 exons. Gene Ontology annotation, biological process: calcium ion transmembrane transport; intracellular calcium ion homeostasis. Gene Ontology annotation, molecular function: calcium:proton antiporter activity.